Messenger RNA from Entamoeba invadens IP1, 2850 nucleotides. Its product is annotated as Rho/RAC guanine nucleotide exchange factor, putative. Bases 1 to 2850 code for a protein of 949 amino acids. NCBI's taxonomy places the organism in Eukaryota, Evosea, Mastigamoebida, Endamoebidae. Gene Ontology annotation, molecular function: guanyl-nucleotide exchange factor activity. The record is from RefSeq and is a predicted model, not a curated record. The transcript has a single exon.
AUGGAAGUGGUAUGCCAAUACCGGCUUGAGGCAAUGGACGACAAUGAAACAAAAAUUAGUGUUGCGUUGGUCAAGGCAAUGGCGUGCUUGAAUGAAGAUGCCACUAAACGAGUGUUAGACUGGUUCUGGAAAGAGGAGAAUCAACAGAUUGUCGAGGGACUGGUAUAUAAAGUCCGACUUCCAUUAUUCACACAAUAUUUGUAUGUACAAAACAAUACUCUCCGAAGUCUAGCCGCAGAGACUAUUCUCCAAAUCAUUAAGCAUAUGAUCAUAGUCGACGACAAAAAGUUCUUAAUGCGCCUGAUGAACACCGACGAAAUAUUUUUAACACAAUUUUCACUCCUUCUUGAAGACGACUCGCUUUCGGACUUACACGGAGAUGUUGUUGAAAUUAUUUCAAGGUGUAUCCCACUCUCUAUUAAUAACAAUUCGUUCUCACCUGUCAUCAAACCUUUGGUCAAUUUACUCACUACGACGAAUACAAAUACUAAGCUCACUUUAAGUACGUUGCAAGCACUCUUCCAAGCUACUAAUACAAAGUAUGAAAUUCAGUUCGUGAAGUUCGACGGGAUCAAUCGCUUGGUCUAUUUAGCUGAACAUUCGGAGAAUAAUGAAGUCAGGUUUUACUCGCUCGAGUUGAUUAAAAUUCUCUUGAAAAAUCCACAAGAGAACGCACGACUGGCGUUUAACAAACGGAUGUUUGAAACACGACUGCUCAGCGUAUUGAUUGACAUCAUCGACUCGAAGGAUGAAAAGUUAUUAAAACAAGCACUGGACAUGAUCGAUACCUUCUCGACGAUACCGGGGAACAUCGACGAAAUGUUUAAAAGUGAUAUCUUCCACUACUUACUCGAGUUUCUUGUGUUUCCAUUUGAGGUUGGCGUCGACAAGUUCUCAGUGGAAGCGAUCUUACACACUCUCCUCCAAGUCUCAAUUUCUAAGUCAGUAGUGAUGAAAUUGGCCGACGUCGGGCUCCCUUUAAAGCUCAUUAGUAUCAUGGAAGCACAUUCUUUCUUUACGGAGAGAAGUAUCGAAUACGCCAGCGACAUGAUAUCUAAUAUAUGCAGAAUAGCAGAGUCACGACAGCAAUUCGUUCAAUACGAAUUGACCAACGCACUGAAAGAAGUUGUUGAGGAUCCUUCAGUCAGCGACUUCACAAAAGAUAUGGUGACACAGUUAAAGAGACAAUUUGACAAUAUGAAGAUGAAGGAAGACCUGAUGAUGUCCAUGCAAAAGGUGUGUAAGACAAACACCAUUGAGAAACAGCAAAUGGAUAACAUGAAAAGUCUUUUCUCGCUGUUUGAUAACAACAAAGAAGAUAAAGAACCGCAGAGUAUCGAGAGUGAGCCGGUUGAUAUGAACGAAGUGUACAAAGAAGUCGUGAAAAUUCCAACAAACACAAAAGCAGAUUUUGUCAUUGGUAGAAAAACACGCCCAAAGAGUUUAUUGCCAGAAGGGAUAUAUCCAUACACUACAGACCCACAAAAGGGACCAUCAAGUAAGUUCAAAGAAGACUCCAAGACAUUGCCACAGCAAAAAAGACCAUCAAUGAGAUUGUCGUCGUUUAACAGAAGGUCUAAUGCGGCUGCUCUCAUGAUCCAAGAACAGAAGACUCGUGACGAAGAGAAUAGCAGUAUCAAAGGGAUGAGUAGUGAUAACGAGAGCAUCAAAGUGGAGACCAAAGACGCAAAUUUUACUUCAAGACAACACCACACACAAGUCAAUGGAGCGAACAAAAAAGACUUUUUAUCACAUCAACGUGGGGAUAAAGGCAGAGUUAAACUGAUUGAAGCGAAGAAAAUGGGUGCGGAGGUGAUGAAUGUGCCCACGUUAAAUUCCGUCGUUGAGAACAAAGACACGAUCAACAUCUCCAUGGACAACGCUAAACUCCUCGCUGACUUGAAUUUGAAAAAAGUCACAAGACGGCACGUUGUACAAGAGAUGUACACAACAGAGAAAACUUACACGCAGAACUUGUUGCAGUGUGUGAAUGAAAUUGAACCGGAGAUGAAGAAGGUUAUGACAGAAGUCGACUUCAAUUCGCUCUUCAAUAACAUUUCCGAUGUCUGUAAUGUGCACACCAAGUUCUUCAAAGUGAUAGAAGAACGUUGGAACCAACAAAAAGAUGUCCCAUUGAUCGUUGUGUCCGACAUUUUCCUCGAACUCUUUUCCAACGCAAAUUUGUAUGACACGUAUAUGUACUACUACACACAUGCAGACUCCGGACUCGGGUUUAACUACGCGUUGUGCUCACCAAAUGUAAAUAAGUUGGCACAAGAGUUCAAGCAAAGACGACUCCCCAUCGACCAAUUUCUGAUCCAACCAAUUCAAAGGCUCCCGCGUUAUGUUCUGUUGCUCAAGGAGUUGAUCAAGGCAACGCCGGAGUUGGUUGUCGACGAGAGAGAAAGGCUAAGCAAAGCGCUCGAGUUGUGCAACAAAAUCACUUUGGACUUCAACGGAGAAACAAAAAAGAUCAGAAGCAAAAAGCAGCUUCAGGAAUACUGCGAAAAGAUCGAAAACUACCCACCAAAUCCCAGCCGUGUGUUCAUAAGAAACGGAAACAUCAUCACAAAGUCGAAGAAGAAGAAAUCAGUUUGUCAUGUUGUAUUGAUGUCCGACAUCGUGUUUUUCUUGUUAAAGAAGAAGCAGAAAUACACAAUUCAGUGGAUGGUCGAGUUCAAAGACGUGACUUUGAUCGAGUUGAAAAGCUCGAAAAAGGCCGAAGAAGAGAAAAACUUGGUGAUCGAGUAUGGCACAGGAAAAGAAAAAAAUAGUGUCAGUAUGGUGAUGGGUGUUGACAUUGACUCCGAAGCAUGGCUUACCGACCUUAAUAACUGUAAAAAGCCUUAA